AGUGACGUAGGCAGUAACGGUCUUUAUCUAAACAGAAGAGGACCUCGGUCUUCAGUCAUAUGUCUGACACUACAGUUCAGAGCAGAGCAUGUUGAUAUGAAUAAAGACUGACACUUCAUGUGUGUGCUUUAGUACAUCCAGUUAUUAUUAAAUAUGACCGUUUCAACGUCCUGACCAUAGACUUGACAGAUAAGAACCACCAGACAGCAGUAAGACGCCAUCUUAUUGGCUGUCUUCCCGCCACCACUGUGACGCGUCCUGCUCUCUGUUAGCAGGGUAGAAAGUUAAUAAAUUAAAGGGGGAUGAAAAAACAAUAGUUGAGGAAGAAUAUGUUUUAUUUUGUGAGUUUCAAUUUAUGUAAUGUACUGUAUGAAGCUCUGUAUUGUCACACAACUAAAAUGUUUUCUCUUCCUCUCCUCCCUCUCAUCAUUCCUCACGGCUCUCUCCCUCCUCUCACAUUUGGCUGAUCAUCACGGGCUCCUCAUCCAACAAAGAACUUGGAAAUUGCAAGAAAACACACAAACUCUGAAGACCACAGAGAGUCAGCCACCAACUCACACUGUACCAACCACUGUGUUUGAUGAAACCCAUCCAGAUGAGCCAACCACAAGUGAUCCACAGAUGAACACUGAUGUCUCUGAAAUCACCGUGUUAGCAGACAUGGAGACUGACCCUGAACCACUCAGCUCUGUUUCACACACACUGAAUGAUGACAUGGAAACUGAUGUUUCUGACCACACGUCACAGAGAACCUGCCCUAACAUCACUUCUUCAUCUACUGUGAAUCAACCAGAGGUACAUGAAGUGUUUCCUAACACACACACUGAACCAGAACCAGCACAUGGAUUCAGCUUAAACUCUGACAAAUCACAAGACUGUCCCCCAAGUGAGUUACUCUUAACUGAUCCAUUGAUAAAUACAGACACCAGUGUCUUAUAUGACAUCUCUCAUGACAUCUCCAUUAAAAUGUCAAAACUGGGAAAAGAGCAAAGUCAAAAAUUUCAGAGGAGACUUCUUCAAUCUGAAAACAUUUUACAAAGUAAGGAGAGUCAAAAGAGGAAAGAGAGAGUAAAGUAUGCUUUAGAUGAAAAGUAUAAAGCAAAGAAAAAAUCUUACUCAAGCCAGAGAUCUUCCAAGGAAGAGUUAAGAAAAGCAAAACAAAAAUAUGACACUAACGUUUACAGAAACAACCCUGAAAUACAGAAAAAGAAAAUAAAUAAUAUAAAGACUAGAUACAGAGAGAGCACAGAUUUUAGACUGAAACAAAAAGCCUAUAUCACAAGGAGAUACACAGAGGACAUUGAUUUCAGGCAGAGACAACAAUCUUAUAUCACUCAGAGAUAUGCUCAUGAUGAAGUGUUCUGUGUUUGACACAGACAGCUGAUGAGACAAAUAAUGCCAGACAGGUAUAAGAACAGUCUUCAUAGGAUGAGAUGUGCAUUAAAAAUAUCAAGGAAAUACAGACAGAUAAGUAGACACACAUGUGAGCCUGACAGAGAGAGAGAGAACCCUUUGAUCAGAGAGGCCAUCGCUGCUUUCAGAUCACACAUAAGAUCUUAGAUCUCACAUUUCCUGCAGCAGAGAUGCGUUGGCCAGAGGUGAUUAUUGCCAUAAAAGCACAGCAGGGUGAGGAGGUGAACUUUGAUGAGCUGGACUGGUCCACAAAGUGUGACAUUCUGAGAUCCAACCCCGUAACUGUGAUGAGAGUUUUUGAUAGAAGAGUUGAAGCCCUGUACAGAGACCUGAUCUUGUCUCCUGCACAACCCCUGGGCAAAGUGUACGACUUCUUUUGGCGUCUUGAGUUUCAGCACAGAGGAAGUCCUCACAUACAUGGUCUCCUGUGGGUUGAUGGUGCACCUGUGUUUGAGAAAGACAGUGAUAAGACUGUGUGUGACUUUGUGUCCAAAUACAUCUCAGCUCGGCUCCCUGAUCCAGAUAAACAGCCUGACCUGUUUAAAAAAGUCACAGAGGUGCAGAUACACAGCAAAAACCACUCAAAGACAUGUUUUAAGAGUGCUAGUUCAGGAUGCAGAUUUGGAUUCCCCAAACCUCCCUCCAGAAGGACAAUGAUAACCAGACCUGUGGAUGAUGUGGACUCAGAGAGACUUAAAGCAGCCAAAGAGAAACUAGCCCCACUGAAUCAGUUGCUGAAUAAACCUGAGACCGCCUCCCUGAGUUUUGAACAGCUCCUGUCUCGAUGUGACCUGACCCCCAGUGAAUUUGAGCAUCACCUGCACCUGAUGAGCCAGUCCUGCAGUAUCAUACUGAAGCGUGACCCAAAAGACUGCUGGGUAAACCCUUACAACCCUCAUCUGCUUGAAGCCUGGGACGCAAACAUUGAUGUGCAGUUUGUUCUGAGCUACCACAGUCUGAUCCGUUACAUCUGUACACACAUGUGCAAAAGUGAGAAGGAGACACGUCCUCCAUACUUCUCUUCUCAAUCAACAGUGACACCUUCUCUGCUGGACCACACAUAGACAUGUGACCUCCUGCCAGGGCUCUGGUGUCUUCACAACAAAGCAUGAGGUCUUCCUCCAGUGAGCUCCAGCCAGUUGAAGACAAGGAGAACUGCUCACAGAGCUAACAUGUUGACAUCAUGGCUCCAUCAUGGCUCCAUCAUGCAGCCUUCAGAAGCCUCCCUGUGAAGUGGCUCUGAUCAAACAUGUUGUUUUCCUCUGCAGCAGUUUUAAAGCUUCAUCCUCCAACCUCCACAUCACCAUCUGAGCAUUCAUGAUGAAGCCAGUGCAGCUCAGCAGAACUCUUGAGAGAAGAGGAGACACGUCCUCCAAACUUCUCCUCACCUUCUCUCUGGCUCUGAGGUCCAGUAGCAGCUUUCAACAACCAACAGACACCAAACUGGAGCAGAACCAAAGCUACAGCACUCGUCAGUCACCAGGGAGACCUUCCCUGUGUGAAGCUGCAGCUCAGCAGAGUUUAACUGAUGAUGAUCCUUCAACAAGAGAUCAACCAAAGAGCAACACAUCUGUCAUCACUAUCAGACUGAAAGUUCACUCUCACUGCAGCUUCAAGCUUUCCCUAGAGGUCACUGCAGUCAUGCUGUCGUCAAAUACACUGAUGAUAACUGCUCGCAGCCAUUCUUCAACCACAGGUCAAAGGUCAAACCAUUGCAACACCUUACCUUACACCAUCAAUGUGAAACUGUGCUGUGCAUGUUACUGACCUGCAGAAUGACUGCUUGUCUUAAUGAUGGGACAACUAUAAGUUAAGUUUUCUUUGAUUCUAGUUCUCUACCUCAUAUGAUCCAUUAUAUAUUUCUAUGUUGUGUUUUAUUAGGGUUUGAUUACUUUUGUAGAGUUCCUCCUCUUUUUGUGAGGAGUCCUUCAAAGUCAAGGAUAUCCCAGCGCUCCAGUAAGACUCAGUAAUCUGAGCAACGUGUUGCUAUAACAAACAAUAGAGACUAAAAUGUUGACUGUCAGUCCAGAACUAUGAACUAAAGAGAGAAUCAGCCCUGGUCUAACCAACCUGUGAGAAGUCUCUGAUGGUAAGGCUGAACAAUACAAAACAUCACUAUGAACAACAUACUCAGUUUAUGAGAAUUAAACAGAGUUCACUGUCAACAGAAUACUCUUAAAUAUCUUUCUUGACAUAUUUGUCACAUAUAUAAAUGUGUUGUUGAGCCUUGCCUUCUACAUUGAUAAAAAAAGUUAUCCUUUAGUUUUUUAACAAAAAUCAUACAUACAGGUCCUUUGUUUUUAAGGCCACUCCUCCUGCCUGUCUGGAAGUGUGUACUGUAAAAAAAGCAGUUUCCUUUCACCUGAGUUAUUGUUUGACAAGUUGAAAAGCCUCUGAUGGUAAGGCUGAACAAUCCAACACAUCACAGUGAAUAACAUACUCAGUUUAUGAGAAUUAAACAAAGAACAUUUUAGAGAGGAGAUUUUAAAAUCAAAAGAUCUUUCUUAAUGAAUGUGUCACACUUAGAAAUUAGUUGUCGAGCCUUGUCAUAUAGUGAUUGUAAAAGGAUAAUAAUUUAAGACCUUUUUAAAAAUGAAAUACACUUUUAAUGGUUUAUUUAACCUUUCAACCAGUUUUUUAACUUCUAUUUUUACAAGUUCUAAAUGAGUUGACACACAUCCCAGUUUUAAAUAGGCAAAGAAGAUUUUGAAGCAGAAGUUCUUCAUUUAUUUCAUAUGUAAAGGAUGUUUUGUAUCAAAAUCUGUGGGUCGUGAUGUUAUCUGACGUUUGACUGUCCAAAAUGUAUAAAGAAAUAUAUAUUCCACAUUCAAAUGAUUUAUAGUAUGACUUCUGUCAUUUAUGUAAAUCAUGUCAGACUUGUUGGGUGUUGUGCUGUCCAUAUAUUUAGUCACUUAUUUUCCUUACAAGAAUCAGAUGGCAUGCUAUUAAAAUGUAUUUUUUAAAGAA
Molecule: messenger RNA, 4380 nt
Organism: Notolabrus celidotus (New Zealand spotty)
Lineage: Eukaryota; Metazoa; Chordata; Actinopteri; Labriformes; Labridae
Exons: 8
Coding region: 361-1371 (336 amino acids)
Source: RefSeq, a predicted model, not a curated record